This is a messenger RNA of Pundamilia nyererei, 4099 nucleotides long. RefSeq names its product ras and Rab interactor 2-like. Gene Ontology annotation, molecular function: small GTPase binding; guanyl-nucleotide exchange factor activity. NCBI's taxonomy places the organism in Eukaryota, Metazoa, Chordata, Actinopteri, Cichliformes, Cichlidae. The record is from RefSeq and is a predicted model, not a curated record. The transcript is spliced from 12 exons. Gene Ontology annotation, cellular component: cytosol; endocytic vesicle. Gene Ontology annotation, biological process: vesicle-mediated transport; signal transduction. Bases 271 to 3570 code for a protein of 1099 amino acids.
ACUCAGACGGAAAGUCUGCUCCUCAGAUGAGCUUGGACCAUGGAGGAAGCUACAGCUGGGUGGAAUCUUUUUCUUCAGCCGACACAGUGAGAAAAAGUAACACUGACAACGUGUAACAACCGAAAGUAACGCCGACACGGAGCAAUAAUGCUCUCACACAUUCAACAAGUAAACGAAGCAGUGGGAGUUUCUUCUGCCAAAGUGAAAUAACCCACAAUCCGCAAGAGACGGCUCAUCAGACAGGCGCACCGAGACGACCACAGAGGCAACAUGUCUACAAGUAACAUCAGUCUGCCCUCCAAGCGGGACAGCAAGGGCAGUUUCUUCAAGCUCAUCGACUCAUUUGCCUGGGAGAUCGGCACUCUGAAGAAGGUGAUGGGGAAAAACACGGAGCCUGUGGGAGGAUCUCAGAAGACAGAAACACUUGUGGGACUGGGGGAAGAAGUGGGAGGCCUCUUCCUGCAGGCCUCACCUUGUGCUGGCAUUGGUGGAGGGCUGGCCGGUGCCAGAGACUCUGGCUACGACUCGCUUCACCGACGCGUCAGCGUCCUGGACAGACUGGUGCAUACCCAUACUGUGUGGCUACAGCUGGGCCUUAGCCACGAGGAAGCCAUGCACAUACUGCAGAACGAGCAAGCUGGGACAUUUGUGGUGAGGAAAUCAGCCAGCCUGCAGAAAAAAGUCAUAUCUCUACGCAUGGAUAAAGACUCGAGCGUUCCUGUCAAAGAUUUCCCCGUAAAGGAGAGCCAGUACACUUUCUCUCUAGAGGGAUCAGGACUGAGCUUUGCAGACCUUUUCCGCCUCAUGGCCUUCUGCUGCAUCAGCAGGGAUGUGUUGCCGUUUACUCUGAAGCUCCCAGAGGCCAUCGCUUCAGCCAGAACUUUUUCUGAUCUUGAGGAAGUUGCUAAGCUUGGUGCAGGCUUCUGGGAUGUUCCAUUGUGCAGCAGGAGGAAGAGCCCAGUGUCGUUGACGGGGACAGCAGCCCCUGACAGACCACCCCCACCUGCCCACAGACCAGUGUCCUCAACAGCUACCUCAGGACGCCCUCGGCUUCAAACUCGCACCCCAUCUGAGCUUGAGUGUUGCCAAGCCAAUGGAGCGCUGUGCUUCAUCAACCCCCUCUUCCUAAAGGUCCACCAGCCAGAUGAUAACCAGAGCUUCACUCCCAACAUCCCCGACACAGGAAAGCAGGACCUGAGAGAGGAAGCUGACAAAAGAAAAGGCAGCAGUAAGGAAGCUCAGGUUUGCAGCUCAGAUCACAGCCACAGCAGCCAGUCACAGCAAGAAAACCUGCAGAACCCUGACAGAAACACAGAGCUACACACCAGCACAAGUCACAAACUCAGCGGGCCAGAAAGCGUGACACGAUUUCCACCACCUCGGCCACCUCCACCUCGCUUUACAGCACAGCAAACAGCCCCUCCUGUUCGGCAGCGCAGCAUGCCCGAAAAGAUCUCCUGGAUCAAGGAGAAGGUGGAGGAGAGGGAGCGAGGCAGCAGCCUCCUUUCUCGCCUUGGCUCCUCGCUAAGUAUCAGCCCCUCAUCCUCUCCGCCUAAGAGACUUAGCAUCAGCUCACCUAUAUCCAUCCCCCGGCCAUCACUGCCCCUCUCUCUGCCAUCUCUGUCCUCAUCUCCACGUCGAACCAAAGCCUCACCAACAUCCAGUCUAGAGGACGCUCAGUGUCACCGAGCUCUGGAGGACGACACCAUUGAGAAGGCCCUAAUCAGAGCCAAACUAUCCCGGCAAAAGGCUCUACCCUGCUCCCAGAACUCCUGCAGUCCCCCAGACUCCACCGUGGUGACAGCAGUCGAGCAUGGAGAGGUGGGCGGAGGAGAGGAAGAAAGAGUUGACGAAUGCAGCGGGGGCAGCCAGCGGCUCAGUGACAUGAGUCUCUCCACAGACUCGUCAGACUCGCUGGAUUUCUCUCAGUCCUCAGCUUUCUUUAUGCCUCCUAUGCAUGACCCCAGCCCCCCCACUGAGGCUGACUUCAACACCCACCUCCCCCUCUCCAUCCCACCGUCCCACCUAGGUUUCUGCAGUAUGGAGGACGAUGACGACGAUGAGGAUGAAGAUGACGAAGAGGAACCCGACUAUGGCGUCAGCCUGGAGAGCGAUCAGGACCAAGACCAGGACCUGACCAUGGUGCCACCUGGACACCGCACAAAGCGUCGCCCCAGUGCCAGUGCCCUGGUCCUCCAGAAGGCCCUGCGAGGCCAUUUUCGCAAAGUGAGUGGCGUUUUCAACUCGCUGCUCACACCUGAGAAGAGGGCGAUCCGUAAAGUGGUAGAGCUGUCCAGAGAUAAGAGCUCGUACUUCGGCUCCUUGGUGCAGGACUAUCUGAGCUACAUGGGCGAGGGUGCGGGCACCCAGGCAUGGCAGGGAUACGACUCCGGACUGGACCUGCUGCAGACUCUCCGGCAGUUUAUCACACAGAUGAAGAGCUACCUUCGACAGAGCUCCGAGAUGGAGCCGCCCAUCGAGAGCCUGAUCCCAGAAGACCAGAUCGACCAAGUCCUGGAGAAAGCGAUGCAUAAGUGUGUCCUGAAGCCCCUCAAGGCCGUAGUGAGCAGCGCCCUGCAGGAAUUCCAGAUACGCAGUGGGGAGUGGCAGGAGCUGAAGGAGAACCUGUCCCAGGCCAAGGCCAGGCAGCCACAGGAAAUGGGCGUGGCCGACGCACAGCCCCCGGACACAGUGGCCAUAGAAAAGAUCAAACACAAGUUCCACACCAUGUGUAAACUGUACUCUCCAGAGAAGAAGGUCAGCAUGCUGCUCAGAGUCUGCAAACUGAUCUACACCAUCAUGGAGGACAACUCAGGUCGUCUGUAUGGUGCUGAUGACUUCCUGCCCAUGCUGACCUAUGUGUUGGCCCAGUGUGACAUGCCUCAGCUGGACAAUGAGAUACUCUACAUGAUGGAGCUGCUGGACCCCUCACUGCUGCAUGGAGAAGGUGGCUACUACCUGACCAGUGCGUAUGGAGCCAUGUCUCUGAUCAAGAACUUCCAGGAGGAGCAAGCAGCCAGAGUGCUGAGCUCUGAGACCAGAAACACACUCCACCAGUGGCACCGCCGCCGCACCACCCAGCGCUCUGCACCAUCCAUCGAUGACUUCCAGAACUACCUGCGGGUUGCUUUGCAGGAGCUGGACAGCGGCUGCACAGCCAAGACCCUGCAGGUGCAACCUUAUGCCACCGUGGAGGAGGUGUGCCAGCUGUGCGCCCGCAAGUUCAAAGUGUCUGACCCCGAAAACUACGGCCUGUUCCUGUUGAUGGAGGGCAGCAGCCAGCAGCUGGCCCCAGACACCCACCCUCAAAAGAUAAAGGCUGAGCUGCACAGCCGCCCGCAAGCCGGUCCCUUCUACUUCGUCUUCCGUCGCGUGGCCAGUAGCAGCACCGCCCAGCUAUCUGCUCCCCUUCAUGUGGCGCCCAACCUGAACGACCUCACCGUGACCUCUGACACAAAGGCCAACCUGAACGACCUCAGCACGGACCUGUCGACUGACUCCCCCAAACCCAGAGUCAGCUUAGGCCUGAGCCUGCCACCGAGCCACCUCAGCAGCUCCAUCUCUGUGUGACUGUAGCAGCGAGCAGAAGCCUGAACAAGCUCUUUGUCUGCCGCAGUGUCACCCAUAACUCCAGUAAACAAAAACAUGUGGAGACACACGAGCUGGGCUCAGCGCUGUGGCGUGCCAGUCUUUGCAAAGCCGGACUUCUCCUUUCUUAGUCUGGGGAAGGUUCUGUCUGACAGGCCAGUUAUUUGUCUUCCUGCUCUGGAUUUCUUAUCAGGGUAACUCUGUGGUAAACAGCUCUGUCAGUUGCUGUUUCCACCUCCUGAUGGAGGGAAUCUGAGCUCAGACACAUGGGACAGUUCCUUUAAGUAUACAAAUAGAUGUAGGUUUUAUAUGUCAUUUAAGUUUACGUCUCACAGUUGCUGGUAAACUGUAACUUUAUUGUUUGAAUUUUAAAAAGAUAAUCCUUCAGAUUGUUGAUUUGUGUGGAUUUAGCGGCACCUGGUGGUGACUGAUGCACAAAGCCAUUUAAAAAAGAGAGAAUGAAGCCACAACAAACAAAACAAUGUUAUUAAUAAUAAUAAUAAAAACCCAG